Messenger RNA from Pieris brassicae (large cabbage white), 3744 nucleotides. RefSeq lists its product as uncharacterized. Bases 150 to 1034 code for a protein of 294 amino acids. The record is from RefSeq and is a predicted model, not a curated record. The transcript has 7 exons. NCBI's taxonomy places the organism in Eukaryota, Metazoa, Arthropoda, Insecta, Lepidoptera, Pieridae.
AUACGCGCUACGUCGUAGCGCAGGCAUUUUGUAGUACUUUAACAAAACUUGUAUAAUCUUAAUAUAUACUUUCGUUACAGUGCAUAUGUGGUUAUAAAUUUAUUAAAAUUUUGUGCUCAGUAGAUAGACAGUUCACUUAUUAAUAAGCAAUGUAUUCAGCAAAUAAAAGUGUAGUUUUAAGAUUAGCUAUCUUUUUUCUUACAACACAAGGUGUACUAUGUCUACGAAAUGCACACAUGAUAAUACCAGAAGCCGUGGAGAGGGGAAAAACUGCAGUUAUUAAAUGUAUAUUUGAGCUUGAAAAUGAAGAUUUAUAUCAAGUUAAAUGGUAUCGAAACGAUGAGGAGUUUUGUAGAUAUGCACCGAGAGACGUACCUCCUUUGAAGGUCUUCCCCGUGCAUGGAAUAGAAGUUGUUCAGGAGGAGAGCGAUGUUGAGACACUGACAAUAAAAGCGACAAAAGAAGCACGCGGCCUAUACACGUGUGAAGUAUCAGCUGACGCCCCAUCCUUUUUUACGUUGCAAGUUCACGGCACUCUAAAUAUAGUGGACCUCCCCAAGUCGGAUCCAGAGUUAAACGGCUUGAAACGUUACUAUCGCCCUGGGAUGAAGUUAAAAGCAGAAUGCAUAAGUUAUGACUCCAUGCCAGCAGCUAAUCUCACGUUUUACAUCAACAAUGAGCAGGCAAUUUCACAUCACGUGUGGAGUAGGGUGGGUAGCGGUGAAAACGGAGACCUUUGGACUGCGUACAGUACAAUGCAAUACGUGGUACAAAAGCAUCACUUUGUUAGAGGCAAAAUAAAGAUCCGGUGUUCGGCGGCGAUAUAUUCGAUAUACUUCAGAAGUCACGAGAGGGUGGUUGAAGAAGAAGGUGCGAUAAAUACCAUCGCCCCUCUCCCUGAGACAAAGGAAGCUAUCGUCUUCCCCAUAAAUCGCAUAUCUUUUAAAAAUGGAUCCGUAAAUGGAGGGAUGUCAUAUAGCACGGAGUACCGAGAAGUAGGCAUAUUACUGAUCUUCACAUAUGUCAUCAAAUAAAUUAUAGAUACGAAUAAAAAUUGUAGCUAGGCACCAACUAUCUGAUCACAAUAUACAACAUAAUGAGCUUAAAAACUCCUUUUAUAAGAAAUUCUGGGAAUAAACAGCCGGUGGUAAAUGAAUUCCUUUGUAAAAAACUAAGUUAAAACGUAGAUAAAAUUACGUUGUAUAGGAAAUAUAAAGUGAGGACUAUAUAUAUUUUUUGUGUGCUGCCCGUUUUUUUACUUUGAAAGACAUUUUUCGUGAAAAUUUAUUAAAACAUCUGUUUGAAAAAAUGAUAAAUAAAUCCCUGUUAAUCUGCAUAAUAAACAGCGUGUUAACUUAAUACAAUAUCAUUUAAUAAACGCCGCGUAAAGUUUUAGGUUUUUGGUCUUUACCUAUUUUGCUUUUAUAGAGCAAAAAGUAUAUUUUUACAUAAAAAUAUAAUUUUGGGAAGCAUGAGGUCAGCCGCUAAAGCUACCGUUUUAGUUUUUAUUUGUUUAAGCAUUGAGAACCCUAAAACUUUUAAGAUUUUAAAACAUAACAUACAAACAUAAAAUAUUUAUUUUUUAACAGUACGUUAAGCCAAAUUCAACAAAACAAUGAAUGCGACCCUCAUUAUUCAAGAGUAUUUAAGCAUCUAUUUCACGCACACUUAAAACUGCAUUAAGCUAUUAAUCACAACCACCAUUAACGCAAACAUAGAAUUGGGCCCUCAGUUGCAUGUACUGGCAUUUGGCAGUUUUCCCACGACACUAUCCGAUUCACACCAGAGACGAUUUUGGCAAAACGUUUUAAAAACUCGGAUGGGAAAAAAACUUUUAUUGCAUGUAAUCAAAAUUACAACUUAAAAUUAAACUAACAAUGAAUAGUUUCAGUAUCUACGAUACGUUUACAGUUUUAUUCGAAGCACUGCUAUUUAAUUUUAAUAUUAUACCAAGCGUUUGAUUUAAAUUAAAUUCUUCGCAUUGUUAUUAAUAUUUGAUUCGUAGGUGGAAUGGGGAAUAUUAUGGAAACAAAACUCUGAUUAAUACGUGAAAUUAUUAUUUUUUUGGGGAAAUCUUGAAAAUUUAUUUAUCUGAUAGCAUUAAAAUCGUAGUAGGAAUUCUUUAUUACUAAUUAUUGUUUAUAUGUCUAAGAGAACACAUUUUCCAUUACAGUCAUAUUUACUUAUAUUUAAUAAUUGCGUAAUAUUUAUAUUUACUGAAAUAUUUAGGAACUGAAAUGGUAUAUUGCCUUACAUAAGCAUUAAUAAUCCAUAUAUUAUCCCCAACCUACAUUUGUCAUUAUCGUGAUUUUACUUUCAUGAAACAUAGUGGCUGAAGCGUACCGUUAUGAUUUAUUUUACAGACGCAUUUUGUAUUAAUCAGCUGUUUAAGUCGGAACAACAGAAAUUAUGCUCUAGUAAUUGCUAGCAACCGUAAUCUCAAAAUCGAUCUCCAGGACAUUAAUUAUUCAACGUGUGUCAAAAUCACUUUCGAUUUCUCACUAUCAUGGAACGACAAAUUUUAAAAAAUAUACAUUGUAUUUUCAGUUGUUAUUUUCACUACACUUCUAAAAAUAUCUAAUGAAAAUAAAAACUUAAUUUCAAGGCAUACCAGCUAUAUACAUAAACAUUAUUAAAGACAUAUAUAAGAAGAGUCCCAGUAAAGUAAAAGUAGACAGAUUUGGACCAAAAUUUUGUAUUAAAAAAGAAGUAACAUAAGGAGUGAUGGAAGAUCUUAACACUGCCAGCAAAUAAUAGGACUAUAAAUACUUCAAAAACAAAAGUUACAACAAAUAACAACAUUUACCCUAUUAUGCUUAAAGGAAAAGCCAUCGAGUAUGCAGACAGCUAUACUUAUCUUAGUAAACCAGAUUUAUUUAGAAAAUAAUGACACGACAAAGAACUGGAGCUUAAAAGAAAUCCCCAAAGGUAAGCUCCCACUGACACUAAAGAAAAAGGUGGUGGAUUCCCGCUUGCUGCCUUUUUAUACAUGUGUAGCACAAACUUGGGUUUGGAACUUGGAAACUUGGAUCAAAAACAAAACAAAAGCCCAGAUAUGAUCGUUCCAGCGUGAGUUAUUGGGAGUAUUCCCGGAAUUCAAUUACGCGACAAAUAUAAAAGUGAAAUUAUUCGCAAAAAUAAUUGAUGCUAAGCGACAUGCCCUAAAACUUAAAUGGAGAUUGGCAGACCAAGUAGUCCGUUAUACAGAUGACAAAUGUAAUGUAAUGUAUGGCCCAUUUUAGGGUUGCCAUUAUAGUUUUGAUGUUAGUGUCUAGUUGUGGAUGAUAUAUAUGGAUCUUACAUGGAAAGUGCAUAAUUUUAAAUGUUGUGACAUGGAGCGCCUUUUUUAUUUUAAUUAUUGUCCGUUUUUCACUUUCAUAUGAAAUGAAGGGUGAGGGUCGCUUUUAGGACGGGGACCAGAUGAAUAGAAAAGUAUUUUUUUAAUACAGUUGUUCAAAAUGUGGUUUAUUUCAGGGACGUAUAGCGUUCGAGAUGUGGGCUAUUACACACUCGUGAUUUUUCUUUACCCUUUACAACAAAAGCAUUGUAGAAGUUUUUAUAAGAAUUCAGAUUUUUCGCGACACUUAUUGAAAAAGGUGAUACUUUAGCUUGGGGUUGUGAUCAGAUAGUAUAUACUAUAUACUCAUACCUGUUGAACUGAAAUAAAUGUAAAAAAAAUCAAAUUUCUAUGACUGAAAAAUUCUUCUCUAUAUUUGGAUCGUUGAAGCCUACGUAGUUGUGCCA